This is a messenger RNA of Penaeus vannamei (Pacific white shrimp), 1135 nucleotides long. The record is from RefSeq and is a predicted model, not a curated record. Lineage: Eukaryota; Metazoa; Arthropoda; Malacostraca; Decapoda; Penaeidae.
CAGCGACAGGGGAAGGAACGCCAUCAUAAGCAAGGACCGACGGUGGCCCAAUGCGGUUAUUCCCUACGUGAUUUCUUCGUCUUAUAGUAAGAGCGAAAGAAGCACCAUAGCGGCGGCAAUGGCAGAGUUCCAUAGAUCUACGUGUAUUCGCUUUGUCCCCAGAAAUGCAGAGAAGGACUACAUACACAUCUUGAAGGGAGAUGGGUGUUACAGCUCGGUGGGUCGGACAGGCGGAGCUCAGGCCGUGUCGGUGGGUCUUGGCUGCCUCCACGUCGGCAUUGUCGAGCACGAACUCAUGCACGCUACCGGGUUCUGGCACGAGCACUCACGCUACGACCGGGACGACCACAUCACCAUCGACUACUCCAACAUCCAGGAGGGCAUGGAGUACAACUUCGAGAAGUAUGACUGGGACACCAUUCAGAGCCUGGGCGUCGGGUAUGACCUGGGUUCCAUAAUGCACUACGGCGCGCAUGCGUUCGCGAGCGACCGGACGAAACCCACGAUCAUUCCCCGACCCGCUUCGGCCGAGAUCGGACAGCGUCGCGGAUUCUCCAGAAGAGACAUAGAGAAACUGAGCCUUUUGUACGACUGUGACGGUUUCACGACAGGGACUGUGACCACUCCAGCACCUCCUGUUCGGCCCCCGUCACCUGGCGAGUGCGAAGACAGCCAUAAGCACUGCAGUACUUGGGCGAAAGACGGAGAAUGCGAGAAAAACCCGGAUUGGAUGUUGAGCAACUGCGCAAAUUCGUGUAAAAAUUGCGGUUCCAAGUGUAAAGACACGAACAUGUUCUGCAAGGAAUGGAGUCAGCUGGGGGGAAAUGACGAAAGAAUGCCCCAUACAUGAGUCUUUUCUGCAAGAAUCGGUGGUGUUUGUGACGAUCCAGAACCAGAACCAGAACCAGGGCCAACGAAGCCCAAGAAAUGCAAGAACCAAAACAAGCACUGCAAGGAAUGGGCGUCGAACGGCCAGUGUCGAGUGAACCCUGCAUACAUGCUGGACAAGUGCAAGAAGGCGUGCAGGGUGUGUCGGUAAUUCGCGAUCUGGCAACCGAAUCUGAGGCCGUUUUCUAUGUUAUUUGAGCUGUUCCACGUAAUGUGACCUGUGUAAGAUUUUCAAGUGGGCAUUCGG